UCCACAGAUCCUGCCGCAGUGGGGUCCCUCCAGCUCUGCCAGCCUCCGCACGCCCAGCCGCCCCGCUGCCGCCGCCGAGUCGACCUCACCCUCCGCUUGGCGCUUCCCGGCCCAGCGCCGCUGCCCGCCCUCUACGACCCCUGCGACGAGGUAACACGCCCCAAGCAGAGCCUUCGGGCCCUCGGUCCGGAGCGCCGCCCUCCGUGUUCGCCCCCGUGGGUGUGGCCUGGUCUCUCCUUCACCAGCCGCCACAUUUCGGCCUCCUCCAGCUGCCAGUAGCUCCCCGUCCCUGCCCCGAGAUCCAGGGUCACCAAGCUGGUCAAGAUGUCCGAGGCGGCAGGAAACCUCAAUAGCCUCCGCAUGGCCAAUGUAGCCCUGCGAGAAGAAUUAAAUGCCCUGCGCGGGGAGAAUGCCAAUUUGGGCCUUCAGCUUGGAAGAGCCCUGGCCGAGGUUAAUUCUUUGCGAGGCAAUGUCUCGAGCUACAUCCGCUGGCCAGUACCCAUUGUGCCCGUCCUUGCGGAGGAGAACUUUGAGUUCCCGCUCAGUGAGAUCGACACCAUUCCCCAGGGAGAACUGCCCUUCUUGUGUUGGCCUCCCUCAACUCGCGUUGAGCCCGAGUAUGUCUCGGAUGAUCUUUUGAUUAACGUGAUUCAGGAUUGCAGCACCCCUGACGGGACCAUCGCGCCCCUUCCGGCAGUGCCCCCGCCCGCGUCAAAGGAGUCGCCCCCAGAGGCCCCUCUGCCGCCGCUACAGCGGCCUGAGUUAGAGCCGUUUUCAGGCGACCCAGUCUACCUCGCAGAAUUCUUGAUGCAGCUAGAGACCUUCAUAGCUGACCAUGAGGAUCAUUUCCCCGGGGGUGCCGAGCGGGUGGCCUUUCUGAUCUCCUUUUUCACUGGGGAAGCCGAGGACUGGGCCAUCUCAGUCACCCAGGAAGGAAGCCCCCUGCAUGCCAACUUCCCGGGCUUCCUGGAUGAAAUCCGUAAAAAAUUCUGUGGCCCCAUCCCCCCACGUGUGGCUAAGAAGGCCAUCCGCAAGCUCAAGCAGGGAGACUGUACCAUCGGCAGCUAUGCAGAUGCUUUUCAGUUCCUGGCCCAAUUCUUGUCUUGGGAUGACUGCCGCCUCCAAAAUCAAUUCCUCAAAGGCCUGUCAGAAUUCUUCCGCAAGGAGCUGUUAUGGUCAACUGAAAUGGCGGACUUGGAUGAAUUGAUCCUUGAAUGUGUGGAGAUAGAGAGAAAGGUACGUGCCCCCAAGCCAAUUCCGCUCCCUGGGGUUCGCAAUAUCCUCUUCCCUUUUGCUCCGAGCCAUAAUGAGGAUGAAAGUGAAGAUGAAGAGUACUACAGUGAGGAUGAAGAUCAACAGGCACAAAGACACAGGCUUCAUCCCAAAGACCAGCGGAGGCGCAUGAGGGCUUUUCAGCAGGAGAUGAGAGAGAAAGAGGAAGAGGAGAUGAAGGAGGAAGACAUGAGGAAAAAGGAGGAAGAGAAGGAGAUGAAACAGAAAGUGGAGGAGGAUAUGAGGAAGAUGAAUGAAGAUGAAGAGGAGGAUGAGGAGGAAGAUGAAGUUGAGGAUGGGGGCCAGAAACCAGAGCAGGAGCCCAGGCAGGAGCCAGAGAUGGUGGAGACCUAUGGUGAGGAGGAGGAGCCCCUGGAUGAAGCCCAAGAUGAUGACCUAGAUGACCUGAUGGAAAUGGAGCCUACCUUUGCCCACGCAUCAUCCCAGACUUCUGGCCCCAUAAGUGGCAAUUAUGCCGAAAAUUUCCUGGGUGCAUCACCUCCCAUAAUACAGGCUAGCAGAUGGAGGAACCAGAAUCGAGUCCCACUUCUGGAAGGCCUUCCAGGCACUAAUUCACCAUUCUAUAGCUCACCACCGCUGAUUCGCCGGGCUGGUCGUUUGGGGCAACGCCAAAUUCGAAGACGCCCCCCGGUGCUAUUCCGCCUUACUCCAAGACAGGGGGGCCACCGAGCUGCCCGUGGCCGAAUUCGAGUGUGAGUGGUGGGGCAAGAUGGCCACUUGGAACACACCCUUCUUCUGUGUCCCCUGUCCCUGCUGUUGCUGCCAUACCUGCCCCAUCUGCUGACCAGUACUUAAGGGAUUUCUAGACCUGCAGAACCUGAAGAAGACCUACAAACUCUAGACCAUCUUGCAACCAAGACUAGAGAGUGACAUGUGCCCAACCAGGGCCACUUGGGAAAGGAGGGAUCAGCAAUAGCUCCCUCUGUUCAGUCCUGCCACAGCUAGAGAGCAGGUUUCUGGGCCUGUUCCCAUAAAUGAACUGGUCACUCUCUUACAUUUUCCCUCUAAUUGUUCCUAACCAUCACCUCUCCUAUGUUUAUUUGCUCUAUGUUCUACAGUUUUAUCCUCUGACUGGCUUACCAGGACUUCACCCAGUGCCUCACUGAUCUGCCCCAGUGAUCCAAAGGACAGGCUACACUGAACUUCUAAAGCCACUGAGGCCAGUAACACUAGAUGUAAUGGACGGCGAGCAGGAUGAUAUUAAGAAAUGUACCUAGAAGCCUUCAGUCAUUUCAUGUCACACCUCCAGCAGAAGGGCCUGGUAGAGGACCCUGCAUCUAGUCCAGUGAGAGUGUGAAAAGCCACAUGUCAAGUGGAUAACUUGACUGAGAUUUGUCCUUGACUAAUUGUGCAAGCUGGUUCCAUUUCCAGCACUUGAGUUUACCUUUGCAUAGACUCUUGUAUUAGGGCUCCUGGGACCAGAUUGCCAAACCUGGGGCCCUCUCCUCUCCAAACCACACUGCAUCCCUGGUGGACAGUGUCCAACAUUGCAGGCUCUACCCCUUUCCUUGUUGUCUAAAGGGUAGGCAGUUGUGGGGUAAGGGAGGAGAAAGAAGUAGCAACAAUUCAGUUUACCGUUAUAAAGAGUAACUCUUUCCUGGUGGUCUCCUCCCCUAGCCAAGGCUUGGACUUUAGUUCCCAGUCAAAGGUCUUUGCAGGAGACUUUCCAUCCUUAGGGCUGCAGAGGGGGCCUAACUGGCCUUUCCUUCUGGGACAGCCAAAGAGGGAGGGCCUACAGCCUGUUCUUUAACUCCCUUUGACUUAAAGGAUUCCAUAGUUCUGAGAGGAGAGAGAAAGGUUGGCUUUGAAGAGACUGCAUCCACUGCAGCCUCAUACCUGGGACACCCUUGUGUGUCUCACAGGAGAGUCAACCCUUGGCCUCCUGCUGUGCUUUGAUUAAACAGUGAGGCAUAAGAGGGUGACUGCCUCCUAGGAGUUCCUAGGACUUCUGGGUACAAACCCAGGUGCCUUUAAAAAGAGAUCUGCUGCUUGCCUUUGGGUCCAGAAAACACUGCUUCUACGAUGAAAAAUACACAUUUGCUAUGUCAGCUCUGGCCACAAAAUGCCAGCCAAAUCCACUAUUGGCCUGAAUUGCCCCGGACACUGAACUUUCUGCACAGUGCCUGGCAGCUAGGCAGGUGCAGCCAAAGUGUCUGGCUAGAGGGAAGGAAACAUCAAACCUCUGUUCCUCACUGGAAUGUGAAAGAUAACUUCAGCCAGCCUUACGAUUUGGGCCUGGUGGUAAGAGGAAGGAGUUGGAGGAAGAGGAGUCACAGAGAAACCCAGUCUUCUGACUGGUUUCUGGUGAGGUCUCUAUUCAUCACUGGGAGCUUUAUUUUCCCAGAAGAGCAUUCCAGAAGAGGAGUUGCUGUUCUUCAAGGCUGUGGACCCUAUUUACUGAUGGCCAACACACUGUCCCUGCUGUCCCACAUCCCUGUGGAAGAGUAUGAAGGAUGGGUACCUUGUACCCCUACUUCCAGGGAGCCCUCAUGCCUGUUUGCAUGGUGCUUCUCACCCUGAACCCUUGGAGCCUCAGCCAGGGACAGAGAAGAUGAGCAGUGAGCUGGUUUCUGGCCCUCUGGGGGCAGGAGGGGCUUGGAUUUCCCUUUGACCCUCUUCCCCCUUUCCAAGAUCUUCAAUAUUUGUUGUGAUGUAAGAGCUGUAAGAGGAACUAUGGGUUUGGGGCAAACUUUCUUGGGUUGAAAGAGGGGUGGGAGGAGGGGAUGCAUGCAAGGGUAUGAAGGCAGCCCAAGGACUCCCAGAGGCUCUGGAGGUAACUCAGAGAUAAAUGUGUUACUGUUGCAUUACUGUGUUGUGAAAAUAAGACAUUGCUCUGUAUGCUAAAGCUUUCUUUCCUCAAUAAAAAUAUAAAGGGUGUGUAAA
Molecule: messenger RNA, 4176 nt
Organism: Otolemur garnettii (small-eared galago)
Lineage: Eukaryota; Metazoa; Chordata; Mammalia; Primates; Galagidae
Gene: RTL5
Product: retrotransposon Gag like 5
Exons: 2
Coding region: 325-1989 (554 amino acids)
Source: RefSeq, a predicted model, not a curated record